UGAGGAGCCCGUCUUCGCCGUCCGACGGUUAUAAAAGGUUCAGUGAUGAUUUCGCAAACACCAGCAUCAACAAUUACGGCUCGAACGUCACAAGUAAACGAGAAGCUAUAAUUUUUAUAUGCACAGUAGCCGCAAGAUUAUGUGUACGCUUUUGUUUUAUUAACAAUACAUUUUGUGAUUCAUUUAACAUUUUGUUUUAAUUUAUUUCACCUUGUUUUGAGCAUUAACUGUUAUGUAUACAUCUAUGUAUGAUCGUAAGAGAUCGAUUAACUGUUAUUAUGAUGCUAAAUCUGUUAUAUGACGCAUUUGAAUGACUCAUAAAGCUCCCUAAACACUAACCCAUGCAUAAAAUAUACAGCAAAAAGCUCUAAGCUUGCCCUAAAUACGUAAUAUUAAAGCUUCUGUCUGUAGUUUUUUAACACCUGCACUUUUGUAGUUAGUUGCUUGUUUUGCAUGCGAUUCUAACGAUAAAAAAAAUUAAAACUAAUUUUAGGUAUGUACUAAACUUUAUAAAAAAUUAAAUUUACGUAGGCAUUAUUCUCAAGAAAAUUAGAAAAAAAUUUGUGCAUUCGUGUACAUAAUACAAUUGAGUAGGAUGUCGAUAUAUCCAAGUGCCUAAUGUUAUCUAGGUUUCUAUCCAGUUCCAUCCAGUUGAGAUGUAAUUGAUUAGCCAAACUGGAUUAUUCCUAUUUGCAGCACUAUCAAUAUAAUUAACAUUUGCGUCUUCAAUAAUAACAUGUUUGUGGAAUAAUCUAAUGUACAUACAUACAAAUGUACAAUAUUAAAAUGUAGUAUGAAACUAGAUUUUAUAAACAUCCUAAAUUAUUUACUUACAGGUCUGCAAUAUUCUAUUUAAGGCAAACCCUAGGAUUGCUUUUUUACGAAUUUCGAACCUUUUCUUUUGAUGUAAUUUGUGUAAAGAUCAAUGACAAAUAUUUUUUAUCUGUAUUCGGAAUUGACUUAACUUUUUGAACCCAAGUUAGAACAAUGAUUGAUGUUUGAAUGUCAAUAGACCUUAAUCAUCGCUAUCAGGUACAUGGUCUGUACCACAUAGAUUAUUAGAUUUAUCAUUGUUAUCAGUAUUGACAGCUUUGAACAUGUUAUCAAUCAGUUGUGAUCAACAUUUGGCUGAAGAGCAGUGUUUUACUGAAUACUGACAAUAGUGUUUCUAAAAAUAGAAAAAGAAAUUAGAGAACGUAUCAGAGUAACCAAUAAGUUUUUUAAAACAUCAAUCAACACGAAUAUCGGCGAUUUUGGCUUACUUAUACAGAACUUUGUAGUGUUUUAAAACAUGGGAAUAAAAAUUCUGACCAUGAUUCAGGUAUGAGUCAUGAAAGACAAAUAACUUUUAUGUGUUAUUGAAAAUCUGUAAAGUGCAGUGUGUUAAUAAUGUCGAAAGCAGUGCUGAAUGUGACUGAUAAAGUUUACUAUGGGAUCAGGGACCAGUGGUACAAACUAAAGUCAUAUACGAGGACGGGGACAGAUGGAGCUGGUGAUUCUGGGACCCUGGACAUGGGGAGCCGGUCGUCAUUGCACACCGGCCUUAACAUGUCAGAGGACGAGCACUGGGAGAUGAACUACCAUGAGGCUGCUAUUUACUUAGAGGAAGGCUUAAAUAAUGAGAAGUUCGACUCUCAUCCGUCGAGUCCUGAAGAGUUGCCAGCGUACCUCAGGGUUCACAAUCCAUGGUACCAUGGUCUGGACCUCCUUGCUUCCUUAGUGCUUAUACUCUUAGCUUUUACUGAAGAUCCCGCCGUGCCUACAUUUGAGUUACCAGUAUGGGCGCAUGGGACGAUAGAACUGUUGGCGCUGACAGUGAUUGGCGUGGAGCUGCACCUGAAGCUCAAGUGGAUCGGAUGGGGCACCAUACUCAAACACAAGAGGACAAUGAUAAAGGGUAUUACAUUACUCAUAAUGGUGCUGGAGGCUGUAGUAGUGCUAUGCCGACAGUCUUCCCACUUCCGAGUCACCAGAGCACUGCGUCCCAUCUUCUUAGUGGACACCAGGCACUGUGGUGGAGUCCGGAGGUUCAUCAGGCAGAUACUCCAGUCAUUACCACCGAUUAUUGAUAUGUUAGGGUUGCUGAUGUUCUUCGUGGCUACAUACUCACUGCUGGGUUACUACCUGUUCUCGGAGCACGUGGACAACGGACACUUCCAGACUAUCAGCGACUCCUUCGUCAGCAUGUUCGUCUUACUCACCACUGCUAAUUUCCCAGAUGUCAUGAUGCCUUCAUACGCGAAGUCCAAGUGGUACGCGGUCUUCUUCAUCCUGUACAUCAUCACAGUCCUCUACGUACUCAUGAACUUGAUGUUGGCGGUGGUGUACGAGACGUUCACCCGCAUCGAGCGCGAGAAGUGUCGCGCGCUGCUGCUCCACCGGCGGCGCGCGGCGCGCCACGCCUUCAGACUGCUCGUGUCGCGCCGCGCGCCGCACGCCGUGCGUCUGAGGCACUUCGCGGGGCUCAUGCGCCACUACGCACCGCAUUACAGUGGUCUGGACGUGUACCUAAUGUUCAAGCAACUGAACCAGUCAUCAUCAGGCGGUCUGUCCCGCAGUGAGUUCUCCAACCUGUACGAGGUGUUUGCUCUGCGCUGGGCGGGCCAACAGUCGCGGGCGCCGUGGUACUCGCAGUCUCCACUAGAACCGCUCGGCAGGGCUGCGGCGGCCGCUGUACGGUGGCCUUACUUCGAGUAUCUCAUCUAUGCCCUGAUAGUGGGUAACGGUCUGGCGAUGGUGCUCCGUGUCUGCGAGGCGGCCGGGGACCUGCAGGACAGUGCGCGACUACUCUGUGCGUCAUGGGAUACCUGGCUCUUCCUUACUUUAUUCCUCCUAGAAGCAGCUCUGCGUAUGAUGGCAUCAGGUCUGGCGGUGUACCUGGAGAGUGGAUGGAACGUGUUCGACCUGAGCGUCACGCUACUGGCUCUCAUGGGGGCCGUGCUGCUCAGCAUUGCGCCCAAACUAUUUAUUGUUGUUAUAUUUAGACCUUUGAGAUUAAUGCGUCUCUACAAAUUGAAGAAGCGUUACCGCGAUGUGUUCGGUACCUUGGUCCUCCUGUCUCCCCUUAUGUCUUCAGCUGGGUGUGUGAUGCUGGUCAUGUAUUACUUCUUCGCUAUCAUCGGCAUGGAACUGUUCGCUGGCUACGAUCUUAGGAAUUGCUGCGUCAACACUACAGUAGAGGACUUCUACAAGUACUCCCUAAACAGUUCGACGGCACUCGGCUACUACUACCUGAACAACUUCGAGAACAUUGUCACCAGCGGAGUCACACUCUUCGAGCUGACAGUAGUCAACAACUGGUUCAUACUCAUGAACGCAUACGCCACCGUCGCUGGACAGUUCAGCAGGAUCUACUUCAUGGUGUUCUACCUGUUCACGAUGGUGGUGCUGACGAUAGUGGUGGCCAGUGUGUUGGAGGCAUUCCGGUUCCGGAUACAGUACAAACGAAGCACUACUAAGAGAGACGAGGAGAAACUUCUUCACGAAGAAGUGCACACGAGUUGGGAGGAGGCUCAGAGGUUAGGGGCCAGUGGUGACCUUGCUGAUGAGCUGAGGCCAAACCUACCACCGGGGGUGGAGGUAACAUUCAUCGGAUCUCGACCUCGUACGAAGGAGGUGCUGCAGAGGAGAAUGUACCAGACUGAUAUACAGAAGUGGCUGGCGGAGGAAGAUGAGAAUGAAGGUGUCCCACCCUCAACGACAAUAACAUCAAGCGAGGAUCCCCUGGCCCCGCCUCUCAUCCACCAGCCAGAUAGUGAGAACAACCACCAGAUGAGAACAGGUUACCAAUUGUAGAACAUAAUUCACUUAGCGCUGUACCACAGGCUAAUGUUCUUCUGGGACGCAAUCAAGAGCUUAUGAUGGACUCUCUGAAGAUGGGCCCUCAGCUGGCUACAAGCUUGACCAUGGGUACAGGACGCUGGCUAAACAAAAUUGCCAGAUAAAAAAAAACUUUCGUUUGGUUAGAAAAGGAAUUGACAGUUGACAGCUUUCCAGGAUUUGACGUUUAACUUGACGCAGUGAUUUGUUUGUGAACGUAUUCGAACUAUUCCAUAGAUAAUAGUUUUUACUUUUAAUCGAGCAAAGGAAUUUUGUACAGUUUACUUACAGCAGAACAAAUGGAAUACCAAAGAUUCCAUUUUUUAUUAUUAAGUGUGUAAUUGUGUGUACUCCAAAAUGUUGUUUAAGAGUUUAUGUAGAGAUUCUGUGUAGAUUGCGUACCUUUCGUAGUUAGAUGCCCUUACCCGCCAGCUACUAAUACUCUGCCAGUUAGGACAUUAAUCGAGUAGAGUGAAUGUAUACUAAAAUAAUAAUUAUAAUAUAUUCUGAGAGUUAGUUUAACAACUGUGAUAGAGUUUUAUGAAAUUAAAAGAGGGUGUAUUUGACUGUACAGGCAGUUGUAUAGAAAGACUAGAUAAAUUCAUUAAUCAUGUAAGUAGUCUAGACAGAGACAUGAAGCUUUUUGAAAAUCGUAGAAAUGGCAGCUUUAAUAUUUGCCUCUCACUCUUAUGUAUUGCUGUGAGUGAGAGGCAGAUAGUGGACACAGAUUAUAAUGAAUUAUAGAUAAUAAAUAGGAAUUCGACUGUUGAUAAGCUGAUCUAAACAAGCUGUAUUUUUUUUAUAUACAAUCAAUUAGAAAAUUAGUACAACAAAGCAUAAUUUUGUAAAGUAGGUACAUAAUGGGUUUAGUUUAUUACUGUAAUAAGAAUAAUUGAUCUUCUAUAAUAAGAUUAAUUCACAUUAAUUUUGGUUUUGUUAUCUAACAGUUCAAUUUUAUAAACAUAAAAAACAUGAUGAUAUUAUUAAAUGAAUCGCCUUCGUAGGUUAGGUAAAAUUAAAUUAAAAGUAUUCAAAUGAUCAACUCGUAAAAAUUAGGAAAUGUAGAUGUUUCGAUAUGAAAAAUAAUAUUGCAGAAAAUUCUCGAAUAAAUGUUAAAAUAAUUGGCAAAAAAAUACUGUUAUUGAAUGAUUUACGAAAUAACACUUGUCGUUGUUAAAUAAUUCUUAGCAUGGAGCGUAGUGGUAAGAAGAGCAAUCUUUUGAAGAAUCAAACUAACCCAUAAAUCCCCAUAAAUAAUUUCAUCAUAAUGUGCUAAAUAGGUUGUUUUAUGUUAUACGAAUUAAUUGACAAAUUAGGCGUAGGUAAUGCAAAAUUGAUCUUAGCAAAGGUUUCUUACAGAUUUUUACACAAAGAUCGUUCUUCUUAUCUCUAUACUCCAUGGUUCCUUGUCUACGAUCAACAAAGUACCCACUUGCCAAAGAGGUUUGACGCCAUAUUGUUUAGUGUUGCCAUUUUGUAACAGAUUUACAACAGGAGGACAGAUUCGUCUUAUCCUGAUUCAAGAUAAUUCUUCCAAUAUUGUGUAAAUAGGUUUAAAUUUAUAAUUUAAACAAGAUUUAAAGUUACAGAUUUAUGAUACAUUUUGUUGUCAAUCUAACAUUUUAUUCAUUUAGAUAUUUUGUUUGCCAACAUAGUUUGGAGUUGUACAUAAAAUAGUAGAUAAAUAGUCAUUAUAUUGUGAUAACUACUUUAAAUAUGGACCAUUGUAUCGAAUUAUUUACACGCUUUAUUUAUUUAAUUUUAACUUUUAACCAAAUAUUUUGUGAUUUCCCUUUAUUUUGGCUGCUCAGUAUUAAUUUUUGAUGUGAAUUGAAUAUCUGUUUACUUAUAAACAUGUUAAUUUUUAUUCUAAUUUAUUAUUUUUAGUAAAUAAAAAACGUUUAAACCCGUUUUUGUUGAAUAUUAAAUCGAUUUUGUAUUUCUAAGUACCUAAAUAACAAUUUUAAUGAGAGUGUGCAUUGAAUGUGUAUUUAUAGAGAUCUAGCAGUCUACAAUAAACCUAUUUAGAAACAAUAGUAAUUAAUGGCCAUUAAAUAAUAAAAAAGUCUUAUUCAAACAGUAGCUAAAACCGAAUUUGCGAUUUUAAUAAAUGUUUUCAAAUAAAUAAAUGACUUAAUAGACUUGCAUCUAAAAUAAAUUAAAAAUUAACUUAAAAGUCUUAUAUCGUCUUCGCCUUAGUAAAUAAAUAAACCUGUAAAUACUAUGCAAAUGUUACCUGUUACAUAAUAAUGUAAGUUUAGAUCAACAUUGUAAUAAUAAUUGUUCUUGAAAAAAGUUACAUUUGAAUUUUCUUAAACUAGACUCUUAGACUAGAAUCUAGAACCAAUUUCCGUGCAAGUUAAUUUGACCCUCUCUUUUGAGUUUGCAGAAAAGUCGGUAUUUUUCAUAGAGGAACUUUUUUGCAACUUGUACCUUUCUUUCACAUUUGACAGACAGAGGUCGUUUACUUUCUGAGCUCCUAUUGUAGCUUAUGGUCCGGUUUGUCUAAUGAGAAUAAGCCAGUAUCGAACCAUUCACCACGGGCCCCAUCCGCGGCUAAUGCCGACACGGAGCCGAGAAGAGCGUAAAAGGUUACUGGGACUCCGGCUCGACGUGCAAGAAAGAGUAGGGGCGUGGUUUUAGUUAGUCAGAUCUCUCCCGUCUCACCCAGGCGAGGCGGAAGACGACGAGACGUUUUCCCCCUUGAAACAAAUAUCGAGCCCUUGGAGAUUGAAAUUUUGGCAGCUAUAGUAAUUGGAUACAGAACAUUUUUUCCCGCCUUGCGUAAUGCGAGAGGGUCAGUCAAUUACUGACUUGAGACUAAAUAUCAUACUGUUCCUACUCCUGCUUCUAGCCGGAGCCCCGGUAACCUGGUAGAUAGACAAACAGGCCUCGCGUUAUAUUUGAGCCAUCUGGUAGGCAAGACGCUCUUAUUGAGACGCAAUUUUUUAUGGUAUGAAUAAGUGACAGAAGUAUGAUAUUAAUGGUGCUUACGCUUGUAUGUCCUAUUUCGGAGGUAGAUAUUUGAUAAAAUAGCAUAAUAAUUAGAUAUAGGAGUUAACCCCCGAAAAUACAUGAUUAUUAAUAAAUAAAAGCUAUUUAUUUUGUGAACUUCCUAAUUUCUAAACAUUUUAAAAAUUAAGAGAAAAUCUUAUUCGUUGAUUGUUUAACUACAACAGUAAAAUUACGCAGUUAUAUUUUUCUUUUUUAUAUUGUUGCAAAAAGGGCACAAUACAUAAUUAUACAGUCUUGUUUUUAUCCAGGUAUACUAAAAAGCCUUGAUGAUAACUAACUACGGUGGCUUAGUCAGAUAUAUUUUCAACUUUAUUUUAAUGACAUAAGGUUUAAAAUCUACUAAACAAACGACUAAUGCCGGAAUACUGAAACGUUACUCAAUUUUAAGUCGUGCUUAAAUAUCGUGCCAUCUCUGUCUUUUUACAGA
Spodoptera litura is the source of this 7261-nucleotide messenger RNA. RefSeq names its product two pore calcium channel protein 1. Gene Ontology annotation, cellular component: endosome membrane; lysosomal membrane. Gene Ontology annotation, molecular function: monoatomic ion channel activity; voltage-gated channel activity. Gene Ontology annotation, biological process: monoatomic ion transport; transmembrane transport. Lineage: Eukaryota; Metazoa; Arthropoda; Insecta; Lepidoptera; Noctuidae. The record is from RefSeq and is a predicted model, not a curated record.